Aphanomyces astaci is the source of this 2046-nucleotide messenger RNA. RefSeq lists its product as hypothetical. Gene Ontology annotation, cellular component: ubiquitin ligase complex; cytoplasm. Lineage: Eukaryota; Oomycota; Saprolegniomycetes; Saprolegniales; Verrucalvaceae. The record is from RefSeq and is a predicted model, not a curated record. The transcript is spliced from 6 exons. Bases 38 to 1648 code for a protein of 536 amino acids. Gene Ontology annotation, biological process: protein polyubiquitination; positive regulation of proteasomal ubiquitin-dependent protein catabolic process; ubiquitin-dependent protein catabolic process. Gene Ontology annotation, molecular function: ubiquitin conjugating enzyme binding; zinc ion binding; ubiquitin protein ligase activity.
AUUUUCAGGAACGCCAGAAAAGUUCCACGAAAGGGAGAUGAGUCAUGCUGUGUCGGAUCAACAAGUGGAGAUGGAGCUGGAACAUGAGCUUCAUAGCGUCGACGAUGUGGAUUUAGACGUCGAUGACGAUGAGGAAUAUGACUACGCAAGCGAUACGUCGUCCUAUCAGUAUUCAUCCGACGAAGGAGCUGCGGACGAGAGCAAGUCGAAGAGGUCCAAGACCGAAUCGAAGACUAGGACGACUGCCCUCAAAGUGAAUACCAACAUCGGAUCGGCAGCCGCAGCACAGUACCAGGUGAUUUCGCCAACGUCGUUGGCGACCCAGCAGAACGCACUGAUUGCCGAUGUCGCGAACAUCCUGUCCCUUCCCAAGGCGAAAGCAAGCUUGUUGCUGCGCUACUUCUUCUGGAACAAGGAACAACUCAUGGAUCGGUACUGCAGCGAUCCCACGGGGGUCAGCCAAGCGGCAGGGGCAUUGAGUACGGGCGAAGAGGAAGAGAGCAAGGACGUGAAGAGGAGAUGCGCGAUCUGCUGCGAAGACGAGACGUCUCAGCUUGUGGCGCUCGGGUGCAAGCACUUCUUUUGCGUCGACUGUUGGGUGCCGUACUUGCAGAUCAAGAUCCAAGAAGGCCCGGGGUGCAUCACAACCACUUGUCCGCAGCAUGGAUGCUCCGAGGUGCACACAACAUCUAUCUCAAGAAAUAUCUUAACCCGAAUUCGUCAGCGGGUGAGCGACUCCAUUUUCCAAAAACUGCUGCCCAAGAAGGACUACAUGCGCUUCCAGGAGUACCUCCUGCGAUCGUUUGUCGACAUCAACAAAACUGUCAAGUGGUGUCCGUCCCCUGGCUGCGACAAGGCGAUCGCGUCCUCUGGCGGACUCAUGACCGUGUCGUGUGUGUGCGGGUGUCUCUUUUGCUUGCGCUGCGGAGACGAAGCACACAUGCCCGUGACAUGCGAUCAGUUGGCCACGUGGCAGGAAAAGUGCAAAAACGAGAGCGAAACCGCCAACUGGAUCCUCGCCAACACGAAAAAGUGCCCCAAGUGCUCGAUCCGCAUCGAGAAGAACCAGGGGUGCAACCACAUGACGUGCCGCAGUUGCAAAUACGAGUUUUGCUGGACGUGCAUGGAUGUCUGGUCCAACCACAACGCCAACACGGGCGGGUACUACAAAUGCAAUCGGUACGACCCAGAUACGGUCCCGUCUGACACGGACGCCGCCCGCGCCAAAGCCGAAUUGGACCGAUACCUUCACUACUACCAACGGUUUGCCAACCACGCCGAAGCCGGCAAGUUUGCCGCGCGCAAGCGGGACGACACGGACCGACGCAUGGCCGAGUUUGAAGCGGAAGCGAACGGGUCGUACAUGGACGUGGGGUUUCUCAACGCUGCGAUCGAGACGCUCAUCGCGUGCCGCCGCGUGCUCAAGUUUUCGUACGUGUACGCGUACUAUUUGCCCCAGGGCAAGGAGAAGGACCUGUUUGAGCAUUUGCAAGAGGAUUUGGAGAAAAACACUGAACAUUUGACCGGCUUGGCUGAGAAACCAUUGGACAAGAUGGACCGGUCCGACAUAAUCAACUACACGCGCGUGACGGAAAACUUUUUGAAAAACAUUUUGGGCGACGUGGACAACGGAUUGCUUUCGAAUUAGAUGGCGAUCAAGCAGACGAGCCGCCGCAGGACCGGUACAACACAAGAGGGUGGUGCUGGAUGGGGGGUCUGGAUGGACGGCUUUGAAACGAUCUCACCACUUUUAAAUAAAUAUCAACACCAAAGAACACAUCUCAAGACAUGAUGGGUGGUAUUUAUUCAGCAUCGGGCGGGGGGGUUGUGUGACCAGCUCCUUCGACAAACCCUGCAAUGUCGUCGUCAGUCUCCGACGUACAUGUGUGACAAUGUUAAAAGCUUGACAGGCAAGGUCAAAGGCAAGGUCCCCAGGAAGUAUGCAGCUGUCCAGCCAGACAGUCCUCCGCCCACGAUACAGUAGCGUUAGACGUGGCGCCUCCUGGCUAAUGGCUUCGUUCUUUCAAUAUGAAAUCUAGAUUCCUC